Molecule: messenger RNA, 716 nt
Organism: Triticum aestivum (bread wheat)
Lineage: Eukaryota; Viridiplantae; Streptophyta; Magnoliopsida; Poales; Poaceae
Exons: 3
Coding region: 58-606 (182 amino acids)
Source: RefSeq, a predicted model, not a curated record
GACACCAAUCGAGAGGAAGUUUUUCUCGCGGUAGCAGAGCGGUGAACGACGACGACGAUGGAGACCCUCCCCUGUGAUUUUCGGGAGGGGAUGGAAACCCUACCUUGUGAGAUUCGUCAGGCGAUGGAGGUACUGAACAAGGAUAAGGCCGACCGGAUCCAGGAGAUUGCGGAGAAGCAGGCGAUCGAGAUGAUCCAAUGGUACUAUGAUAAGCUGAAGGAGAAGGAACCGGAUUCUUAUGAAGACUCGUCAUCGUCUGAUGACGAAGACUCGUGUGAGUCUGAUGAAGAUAGGUGUCGUCGUGACUGGAACCGUCUAUAUGCCGGUAUGUUCGGCUCCUUCGAUGAUUUCACUGCUAUCCCAGCCAUGCGUUACACGGAUAAGCCCGCGCCUCCCAACUUCGCCUGGGAGGAUGAUACUCUUCAGAUCUUUUCAAUCGAAGUCAUGGGAAUAGAGCAGCAAAAAUUAGAGUGGCCGCUAGGUGUGUUUGGUAUGGUUGCCGCACGCGACUCGCUGGAUCACGAUCGCUGGAUCACAAUCACAACAUUAUCUUCAGUCGUGAACGGGACAAUCGUCAGACCAUCAGUGAGGAGAGUCCCUAUCUAGAACUCACAGGCCCUACACGUGCUGUUGUGGUGUCGGAUCGUGCGGACUUUGAGGUUAAGCUGAAAGUGAAGGGCGCUAGUGAAUCCGAGGAUGAAUAUUUAAGCUGUGUA